Messenger RNA from Aegilops tauschii subsp. strangulata, 1159 nucleotides. Its product is annotated as MADS-box transcription factor 50. NCBI's taxonomy places the organism in Eukaryota, Viridiplantae, Streptophyta, Magnoliopsida, Poales, Poaceae. The record is from RefSeq and is a predicted model, not a curated record. Gene Ontology annotation, cellular component: nucleus. Gene Ontology annotation, molecular function: protein dimerization activity; RNA polymerase II transcription regulatory region sequence-specific DNA binding; DNA-binding transcription factor activity. Gene Ontology annotation, biological process: positive regulation of transcription by RNA polymerase II.
CUACCAGCACACAAAAUUUCCUUUCCUUUUCCUCUUGUUGCCUUGCCCCGGUGCCUCCCCACCGGCCACUGGUGACGGCGUCGCGGCAACGCCGUCAGGGCCAGGGACCGAAAAGGAAAGCCAAGGUGGAGGAGAAGGAGGGCGAGGGUGGGUGGGUGGGCGAGGAGGGAGCAGCGGCCAGCUACGGCCGAACCCUACACCGCAGCGACCUCACCGCGCCGCGCUUGCCGUUUUUGGCCGGCUGAUCGGAGGAGGGAGAUUUUUCUGGUUUGGUUUGGUUUCCGAUUAGAUUUGUGGUGGGAGAAGAGAAGAGGGGCGAAAAUGGUGCGGGGGAAGACGCAGAUGAAGCGGAUAGAGAACCCGACGAGCCGGCAGGUGACCUUCUCCAAGCGCCGCGGCGGCCUGCUGAAGAAGGCCUUCGAGCUCUCCGUCCUCUGCGACGCCGAGGUCGCGCUCGUCGUCUUCUCCCCCCGCGGCAGGCUCUACGAAUUCGCCAGCUCCAGCAUGAAGAACACAAUUGAACGUUAUAAGACAGUCACAAAGGAUAAUUUGGGCAGACAGACGGUACAGCAAGAUAUAGAGAAAGUAAAAGCUGAUGCUGAGGGCUUGUCAAAGAAGCUUGAUGCUCUUGAAGCUUGCAAAAGCAAACUUUUGGGCCAAAAUUUGGAAGAAUGCUCUAUUGAAGAACUGCAAAGCUUAGAGGUCAAAAUUGAAAGAAGCCUUCUAGGCAUCAGGGCAAUGAAGACUCGGCGGUUCGAAGAGCAGCUCUCUACGUUGAGGCAGAAGGAGAUGAAGUUGCGGCAGGACAAUGAAGAACUAUAUAGCCAGUGCCAGAAGGAACAGCACUCUGCGUUGGAGGCGGCCGCGCCCCCUGCUCCGGCGACCUUGGCGGCGCUCCCUGCUCCAGUGACCCUGGCGGAGCAGGGCCAGCAGGUGGUGGAUGUGGAGACGGAUCUAUUUCUUGGAUUGCCCGGCACCGGCCGCUCCUGAGAUUCAGGCAGGCUGACAACGCCUGAGAAAAAUGCCCAGAAUAAGCUGGCAAUGGAGUUGCAAGCAGCAGCAGGCAAUGGAUGCGGACGGCGUAUAGAUAUAAUAUAAACCCUGUGCAGCGGAAACCUCGAGAGUACAUACAUGAAUUAGUUGUUGUUGUUGAUGUUUC